AUGUGGAUUUCCCUCGCAGGUCCUGCAAAGACUUUACCAGCGCUCAACGGACAAGCCAGAGUGCAUACACGAACGUUCACCCAGCAGAGGCGAGACGGGCAGCGUCGGUUGGCUCCAGUGCCGCCUCGGGGCGUCAGUGCCGCACGAUGCCCACUCAGCAUGGACGAGCGUCGCCUUCACGCGUCCGACAGGCACGACGCCAAAGCGUCUGCUUCGUUUCGCCCCAAACUCGAGUGCGUACCGAGUCAGUGCUUUCUACCGGCAGCAGAGGUAGCUGCCAUUCGUGACGAACGAGCGCAGCGGCUCAUACAGCGGCUGCAGCGCGUCGCUGCCGACGAGACUAUCUGCUUUUACACGAACGAGCCGGCGAACCUUGAGGACACGAAAAAGCCGGCUUUGGUGUUGAUUCACGGUUUCGACUCAUCUUGUUUGGAGUUUAGAGCAUUGCUCCCGGAACUCGAGCGGCUGUUGGCACCCUGGGUUCGUCUCUUUGCUGUAGAUGUGUUCGGCUGGGGCUUCGGCGCUCGGCCUUCUGGGUUAGACUACGGUCCUGCAGGAAAACGAGCUCACUUGAAGCGCUUUUUGCUGCAUGUUGUCGACGGUGGUGUCGAGAACCUGCAGACGCCGCUGGUGCUAGCAGGGGCAUCACUCGGCGGUGCAGUGCUGACGGACUACGUUCUACAUGCGGAUGCUGCGGAGCGGGAACGCAUUCGAGCUGCUAUCUUCAUUGACGCGCAGCUCUUCGUAGAUGGGAAGGGGUUUCGUUUCCUGGUACCCCCGUUGGACUAUGUGGGGUUGUGGGUCCUCCGAUCGGCGGCACUUCGCCAGUACGCGAAUAAACUAGCGUUUUAUCGACCUUCGGAACACGCGACGGAGGAUGCGCUGCGUAUCAGCCGUCUUCCUUGCCUCAUGGCGGGUUGGAUGGAAGCGUCUCGAAGCUUCCUGCGCGCGAAUGGGUACACGAUCUCCGAAGAGGUUGCACAGUUGGCGUGCUUUCGCCUACCGGUGCUGGCUAUCUGGGGAGCGGAGGAUCGCAUCGUCCCGCUCAGUACGGUAGAGCGGCUGCGGGGCUUUUAUCGAGACCAAAGCUGUGCGGAUCUCGUACAAGUGGACGUUAUCCCUGAGUGUGGUCACCUACCUCACUUGGAACGACCCGAGCAAGUCGCGAGCAUCAUGGAUCGCUAUGUGCGGGAGAAGCUGCUCGCGGGAGAUAGCGCAACCGUCCAUCGGUCCCAGCUCAGCUAG
Cyanidioschyzon merolae strain 10D is the source of this 1245-nucleotide messenger RNA. RefSeq names its product similar to 2-hydroxy-6-oxohepta-2,4-dienoate hydrolase. The transcript has a single exon. NCBI's taxonomy places the organism in Eukaryota, Rhodophyta, Bangiophyceae, Cyanidiales, Cyanidiaceae. The coding region runs from base 1 to 1245 and encodes 414 amino acids. The record is from RefSeq and is a predicted model, not a curated record.